AUGAAUUACGGUAACCGCAGGGGUAAUUACAUGGUAGCUGUUGGAGGAGGCCUUGUUUGCGAUGCAACCGACGUAUACAGUCUUGCUCGUCAGGUCAAUCACAGCUGCGAGCCAAACUGCAGGCUGAGGGUACAGUUUAGCUCGGGUUGGCCUUGUCUCAGACUGUUCUCGGCCGGUAAGCCCAUCGAGGCGCGGAGUGAACUCACUAUUGACUACAACUUCCAGCUCUUUCCUGGAAAGUCUGCGCAGCCGUGCUUUUGCGGCGCCAGCAAAUGUAGAGGCUCUAUUGGUUCGCAAAAGAAGUCGGCUAGUGGGCCUACUAAUGAUAGAGAAACAACUGAGCAUUCUCAACAGUAA
This is a messenger RNA of Akanthomyces muscarius, 357 nucleotides long. RefSeq lists its product as uncharacterized. Gene Ontology annotation, cellular component: nucleus; chromatin. The transcript has 2 exons. The record is from RefSeq and is a predicted model, not a curated record. Gene Ontology annotation, biological process: regulation of DNA-templated transcription. The coding region runs from base 1 to 357 and encodes 118 amino acids. NCBI's taxonomy places the organism in Eukaryota, Fungi, Ascomycota, Sordariomycetes, Hypocreales, Cordycipitaceae. Gene Ontology annotation, molecular function: protein binding; histone H3K36 methyltransferase activity.